AUGGAGUUCUCCGGGCAAGAAUGCUGGAGUGGGUUGCCCUUCUCCCUGACCCAGGGGAUCUUCCCUACCCAGGGAUCGAACCCAGGUUUCCUGCACUGCAGUCGGAUUCUUUACCAUCUGAGCCACCAGGGAAGCCUUGCACCGAGUAAGUGCUCAGUGAACAUUUAUGGCUUACAAACUGCUGACAUUUCUGUUUCUGCAGUGAUCUCUGGGAGUCUUGCUUCUCAGACCAGCAUCAGCACCACUUGGGAGCUUGUAGGAAAUAUAGAAUCCCAGGCCCCACACAGACCUUCUCAAUCAGAAUCUGCAGCAUAA
Molecule: messenger RNA, 315 nt
Organism: Rangifer tarandus platyrhynchus (Svalbard reindeer)
Lineage: Eukaryota; Metazoa; Chordata; Mammalia; Artiodactyla; Cervidae
Source: the annotation of a GenBank genome assembly